Molecule: messenger RNA, 6352 nt
Organism: Arachis duranensis
Lineage: Eukaryota; Viridiplantae; Streptophyta; Magnoliopsida; Fabales; Fabaceae
Product: callose synthase 1
Exons: 43
Coding region: 225-6041 (1938 amino acids)
Biological process (GO): (1->3)-beta-D-glucan biosynthetic process
Cellular component (GO): 1,3-beta-D-glucan synthase complex; plasma membrane
Molecular function (GO): 1,3-beta-D-glucan synthase activity
Source: RefSeq, a predicted model, not a curated record
CGUGAAUUAUAGGUACCAAUCAUUCAUCCCAUCUUAGUUUCCCAACAACUGCUACUUCUACUACUACUACUACUAUUACACUACUAUUACUACUCUCUCACUUCUCUUUCUUCUUUCAUAUCCUUUUAUGCUGAACAGAAUUCAUAGACGCCGAAAUCCGUGAUUGAUCGAGUUCUAUAAUACAUGGUUUAUAUUAGCUAGAAGUGAUAAAUUGAGACAUCAAGAUGUCUUACAGCAGAAGGGGGUCUGAUCCGCCACCGCAGAGGCGGAUACUGCGGACUCAGACUGCUGGGAAUUUGGGGGCAGACCCAAUCUUGGACAGUGAAGUGGUGCCUUCCUCACUAGUUGAGAUAGCUCCCAUUCUUCGUGUUGCUAAUGAAGUAGAGGCUAGCAACCCAAGGGUUGCUUAUCUCUGUCGAUUUUAUGCCUUUGAAAAGGCUCAUAGAUUAGAUCCCACAUCUAGCGGCCGUGGUGUUCGACAGUUCAAAACUGCUCUUCUUCAACGUCUAGAAAGGGAAAAUGACACAACAUUGCAAGGAAGAGUUAAGAGUGAUGCUCGGGAAAUGCAAAACUUUUAUCAGCAUUACUACAAAAAGUAUAUUCAAGCGUUACAGAAUGCUGCUGACAAGGACCGUGCCCAACUCACAAAAGCAUACCAAACUGCUGCUGUUUUAUUUGAGGUUUUGAAGGCAGUUAAUCAGACAGAGGCAGUUGAUGUAGCUGAAGAGAUUUUGGAGGCUCAUACUAAGGUAGAGGAAAACAAGCAGUUAUAUGCCCCAUAUAAUAUUCUGCCUCUUGAUCCUGAAAGUGGGAAAGAAGCUAUAAUGAGAUAUCCUGAGAUUCAAGCAGCUGUGUCUGCACUCCGUAAUAUAAGGGGUUUGCCUUGGCCAAAGGGUCAUGGGGACAAGAACAAAUUAAAUCAAGACAUCCUUGACUGGCUUCAGCUUAUGUUUGGUUUCCAGAAAGGUAACGUGGAAAAUCAAAGGGAACACUUGAUUCUUUUGCUCGCCAAUGUACAUAUAAGACAAGUUCCAAGACCUGAUCAACCACCAAAGUUGGAUGAUCGCGCCUUAACAGAAGUGAUGAAGAAACUCUUUAGAAACUACAAAAAGUGGUGCAAGUAUUUGGGUCGCAAAAGUAGCCUUUGGUUACCAACUAUUCAACAGGAGGUGCAACAGCGCAAAUUACUGUACAUGGGUCUAUAUCUUCUUAUAUGGGGUGAAGCUGCAAACUUGAGAUUUAUGCCAGAAUGCCUUUGUUAUAUCUAUCAUCAUAUGGCAUUUGAGUUGUAUGGCAUACUGGCUGGGAGUGUUAGUCAACUUACGGGUGAGCCUGUAAAGCCUGCAUAUGGUGGUGACAAUGAGGCUUUUCUGAUGAAAGUAGUAAAACCAAUAUAUGAUACAAUAGCAAAGGAAGCUUUGAGGAGUAAUACAGGAAAAGCAAAGCAUUCUCAGUGGAGAAAUUAUGAUGAUUUGAAUGAAUAUUUUUGGUCAAUUGAUUGUUUCCGGCUAGGCUGGCCAAUGCGUAUUGACUCUGAAUUCUUCUAUGUAUCUCCACUCCCUGAGAAACGCUCAGCUAACAAAGAUGAGGAAACUGGAAAUAUUGCCAGAGGUCGAUGGAUUGGGAAAACUAAUUUUGUUGAAAUACGCUCAUAUUGGCAUGUGUUUAGAAGUUUUGAUAGAAUGUGGAGCUUUUAUAUACUCUGUUUACAGGCAAUGAUAAUCAUCGCUUGGAAUGGCUCGGGUGAUUUAAGCUCCAUAUUUGAUGGUGAAGUUUUCAAGAAAAUUCUCAGCAUCUUUAUAACUGCUGCAAUAUUGAAACUUGCUCAAGCGAUUCUUGAUGUAGUCCUGAGUUGGAAAGCAAGGAAAGUCAUGUCACUUCAUGUCAAGCUGCGAUAUAUAUGUAAAGUUAUUUCAGCUGCUGCAUGGGUAGUAGUUUUGCCAGUCACUUAUGCUUUUAGUUGGAAAAAUCCAUCUGGUUUCGCACAGACCAUCAAGAAUUGGUUUGGCAAUGGUUCAGGAUCGCCUUCAUUGUUCAUUUUGGCUAUCUUCCUUUAUUUAUCUCCAAAUAUUCUCUCUGCACUGUUAUUCGUGUUCCCAUUCAUUCGCCGUUAUUUGGAGAGGUCUAACAAUGGCAUUGUGAAGCUCAUGAUGUGGUGGUCCCAGCCUCGGUUAUUUGUUGGAAGAGGAAUGCAAGAGGGACCAAUUCAACUCAUGAAGUACACUAUAUUUUGGGUUCUCCUUAUUCUAUCUAAACUAGCAUUUAGUUACUACAUGGAGAUUAAGCCUCUUGUGGGUCCAACAAAGGUCAUCAUGCAGGCCCACGUAUCACUUUAUAAGUGGCAUGAGUUCUUCCCCCAUGCCAAAAGCAAUAUUGGUGUAGUGAUUGCUAUAUGGUCUCCGAUCAUUCUUGUCUACUUUAUGGAUACACAGAUUUGGUAUGCUAUCUUCUCUACAAUAGUAGGAGGCAUAUAUGGUGCAUUUCGCCGUCUUGGAGAGAUACGAACAUUGGAACUCCUGCGGUCUCGUUUUGAAUCAAUUCCGGGUGCUUUUAAUGCUUGCUUGAUUCCUGUGGAGAAAAGUGAGAAAACCAAGAGAAAGAGUCUAUGGGCCACUUUUUUCCGCAAAUUUGAACAGGUCUCUUCCAAUAAAGAAAAGGAGGCUGCAAGGUUUGCACAGUUAUGGAAUAAAAUUAUUACUAGUUUGAGGGAGGAGGACCUGAUUGAUAACAGAAUAAUCAAUUUCAUGCUUAAAUCCAUAUGUACGUCCUUAUAUAUUGAACAGAUCCCAAUAGCAGUGUCGAUGGCCAAAGACAGUUUUGGGAAAGGACAAGAGCUGGAAAAGAGAUUGACUCGGGACAAGUACAUGAAAUCUGCUGUUCUUGAAUGCUAUGCUUCUUUUAGGAAUAUUAUUAACUUCUUGGUUUUAGCAGAACGUGAGAAAUUGGUCAUUAAUAAUAUAUUUGGAAGAGUUGAUGAGCACAUAAACAAUGGAGAUCUUCUGACUGAACUGAAUAUGAGUGCUCUUCCCAGUCUAUAUGAUCGAUUUAUUAAACUGAUUGAAUUAUUGUCAGAUAACAAACAGGAGGACAAGGAUCAGGUUGUGAUUCUUUUGCUUGACAUGCUAGAGAUUGUGACCAGAGACAUAAUGGAAGGAGAAGUUGAGGGUUUGCUAGAUUCAAGCCAUGGUGGGUCUUUUGGAAAGGAUGAAAGGAUGACACCCCUUGAUCAACAAUAUCAGGUUUUUGGUAGACUUGCUUUUCCAGUCAAAACAGAAACUGAAGCUUGGAAAGAGAAAAUAAAAAGGCUUCAUUUAUUGCUCACUGUAAAGGAGUCUGCUAUGGAUGUACCAUCCAACCUGGAUGCUAGGAGGCGUAUAUCUUUCUUCUCUAAUUCAUUGUUUAUGGAUAUGCCACCUGCUCCCAAAGUGCGGAAUAUGCUGUCCUUCUCUGUCUUGACACCAUACUAUGAUGAAGCUGUUCUCUUUUCCAUAGACGAGCUAGAAGAGCCAAAUGAAGAUGGAGUGUCUAUCCUAUUUUACUUGCAAAAGAUAUUUCCAGAUGAAUGGAAAAACUUUCUUGAACGAGUUGAAUGUAAGAGUGAAGAACAAGUCAGAGGAGAGUUAGAAGAAGAACUCCGUUUAUGGGCAUCAUAUAGAGGCCAAACAUUGACCAAAACUGUCCGAGGGAUGAUGUAUAUCCGACAAGCUUUGGAGCUACAGGCUUUUCUUGAUAUGGCAAAAGAUGACGAUCUCAUGAAAGGUUACAAGGCAGCUGAACUAGAGAGUAAGGAAAAUCCACACACUGAGCGAUCGUUGUGGACUCAAUGUCAAUCAUUAGCUGACAUGAAGUUCGCAUAUGUGGUUUCAUGUCAACAAUAUGGUAUUCACAAGCGAUCUGGUGAUCCUAGGGCAAAAGAAAUUUUAAAGCUCAUGACUAAGUACCCAUCUCUUAGAAUUGCUUAUGUUGAUGAGGUUGAAGAGCCUAGCAAAGAUAAAACCAAAAAGAAUGAAAAGGUUUAUUAUUCAGCUCUUGUGAAAGCUGCUUUACCAGCAAAGUCAAUUGGUUCGUCUGAAACAGUUCAAAGUUUAGAUCAGGUAAUCUACAAAAUAAAGCUUCCAGGACCUGCUAUAUUGGGUGAGGGGAAACCAGAGAAUCAGAACCAUGCCAUCAUUUUCACACGUGGGGAAGGCUUGCAAACAAUAGACAUGAAUCAGGAUAAUUAUAUGGAAGAAGCUUUCAAAAUGAGGAAUUUGUUGCAAGAAUUUCUCAAAAACCAUGGUGUGAGACAGCCAACAAUACUUGGGCUUAGGGAACAUAUAUUUACUGGCAGUGUUUCAUCCCUUGCUUGGUUUAUGUCCAAUCAGGAGAAUAGUUUUGUGACAAUUGGGCAAAGAUUGCUGGCAAACCCCCUGAAGGUACGGUUCCAUUAUGGCCAUCCAGAUGUAUUUGAUAGACUUUUCCACCUGACAAGAGGGGGCAUAAGCAAGGCCUCCAAGGUCAUAAACUUGAGCGAAGAUAUAUUUGCAGGUUUCAAUUCUACAUUGCGUGAAGGCAACGUCACUCAUCAUGAGUACAUACAAGUUGGUAAAGGAAGAGACGUGGGUCUCAACCAGAUAUCAAUGUUUGAGGCAAAGAUAGCUAAUGGGAAUGGGGAGCAGACAAUGAGUAGGGACAUAUAUAGGCUUGGGCACCGCUUUGAUUUCUUCCGAAUGUUAUCUUGUUAUUUCACCACUAUUGGCUUCUAUUUCAGUACCCUGGUUACUGUCCUCACCGUUUAUGUAUUCCUUUAUGGCCGCCUCUAUCUUGCCCUUAGUGGACUUGAAGAAGGGCUGAACAAUAAAAGAAUCAUUCGAGAUAACAGAGCCCUUCAAGCAGCUCUUACUUCACAAUCUGUUGUGCAAAUUGGAUUUUUGUUGGCCUUACCUAUGGUGAUGGAAAUUGGUUUGGAGAGGGGCUUUCGUCAAGCAUUAAGUGAAUUUGUACUCAUGCAAAUUCAGUUGGCUCCUGUGUUUUUCACAUUUUCACUUGGAACAAAAACACACUAUUAUGGAAGGACAUUGCUUCAUGGAGGUGCACAGUACCGAGGCACUGGUCGUGGUUUUGUGGUGUUUCAUGCUAAGUUUGCUGAUAACUAUAGACUCUAUUCCCGCAGCCAUUUUGUUAAAGGGAUUGAGUUGAUGAUUCUGCUUGUGGUGUACCAUAUAUUUGGCAAGUCUUACAGAGGCACAGUGACCUAUGUUUUAAUUACCCUAACCAUAUGGUUCAUGGUAGCGACAUGGCUUUUUGCUCCCUUCCUUUUCAACCCCUCAGGCUUUGAGUGGCAAAAGAUAAUUGAUGAUUGGACUGAUUGGCAUAAAUGGAUAAGCAACCGUGGAGGUAUCGGUGUACCACCUGAGAAAAGUUGGGAAUCCUGGUGGGAAAAGGAACAUGAGCAUCUCCACCACUCUGGAAUGCGUGGUAUUAUUACCGAGAUUAUACUAUCUCUUCGCUUUUUCCUAUAUCAAUACGGGCUUGUAUAUCACCUCUCAAUCACUAACACGACUCAAAGUGUUCUGGUUUACGGUUUGUCAUGGUUGAUAAUCUUUGUAAUCUUGGGUCUAAUGAAGGGUGUAUCUGUUGGCAGGCGCCGCCUCAGCGCAGACUUCCAGCUUUUGUUUCGGUUGAUUAAGGGCUCCAUUUUCUUAACAUUCCUUGCCACCUUCAUAAUAUUGAUAGCAGUGGCAAAAAUGACAAUCAAGGACAUAGUAGUCUGCAUUCUAGCUGUAAUGCCAACAGGCUGGGGAUUGCUGCUGAUAGCACAAGCUUGUAAGCCAGCCAUUCAACAUGCUGCUUUUUGGGGUUCUGUCCGGGCGCUUGCUCGUGGAUAUGAAAUAAUAAUGGGUUUGCUUCUCUUCACACCAGUUGCUUUCUUGGCAUGGUUCCCAUUUGUUUCAGAGUUUCAAACAAGAAUGCUCUUCAACCAAGCCUUCAGUCGAGGUCUACAGAUUUCGCGUAUUCUUGGUAGACAAAGAAGGGAUCGGGCUGCCAACAACAAAGAGUGAUUAUAGUUGUACAGAGUUUAAUUUUUAUCAAUAUCAUUGUAAAAAUAUUUACAUAAAUCAAUCACAUGUUAUAUGGUUGUUAUAUGAUUGGUAGGGUAUGACUUCAAAGAUAAGUAUCGUCUAAUGUGAGAAUAGCUAAGUAUAUGAUUUAGAUAGAUGUCUUGCAAUGAUAAGCAUUCAUAGAAAUAGAAUAUAUGUACACUUGUAUCCUCACUGGUAGUUUUGUAAAUGUUGUGUUACAACAUAUUCCCAAAACUUUGUAUAUUGUGUUUUAUUAUGUAUUACAUGUUAUUGAAUUUAUGUAUGCAAAA